CUUGGUUGGGUUAAGCCAAGUAGUUUGUCUGCCCACUCCGUGAAAUAAAACUUUCCGUGACUUGCCUUUCGUUGUGGGGAGCGCACAUUCCAGAAAGAGGCACAGCAGGGAGCUGCGUGUGGGGAAGCUCAAACUCUAGGCAGAGGGUUUGCUGGGGGCGGCGUGUUGGCUGGGUUAACUUUCCGGGCGCGCAGGCUGGGCAGCUGGGGCGGCUCCAGAGGACCCCCUGGCCGGCGACAUCCCGCCCCUACCUCUCUCCCCUCCCUCCCGCCGCAGAGGCAGAGGCCAGCUCCUCCCGCCUGAGUCACGGCGGGAGCUGGGGAGGAGCCGGGAAAGGCGGCCCCAGCUCAGAGAACAGCCGGCGGCCGUAGGGAGCGCAGGCAGGGCUGUCGGGCCAUGGGGGAGGGCGCGCUGGAGCCGGGGCCUGCGCCCGGGGCGCCUGCCCGGGGCCCGGUGCACGCCGUGACAGUGGUCACCCUGCUGGAGAAGCUGGCCACCAUGCUGGAUGCGCUGCGCGAGCGGCAGGGCGGCCUGGCUCGGAGGCAGGGCGGCCUGGCCGGCUCCGUGCUCCGCAUCCAGAGCGGCCUGGGUGCGCUAAGCCGCAGCCACGACUCCACCAGCCACGCGCUGGAGCAGCUGCUGGCCAAGGCGGAGCGCGUGGGCUCGCACGCGGACGCCGCCCAGGAGCGCGCCGCCCGCCGCGCCGCCCAGAUGCAGCGGCUCGAGGCCAACCACGGGCUGUUGGUGGCGCGCGGGAAGCUGCACGUCCUGCUCUUCAAGGAGGAGGCUGAGAUUCCAGCUGGCGCCUUCCAGAAGGCGCCUGAAUCCUUGGGCCCGGCGGACCUGUCCGAGCUGGGCCCGGAGCAGCCGCAGGCUGAGGUCGGAGAGAGCUCAGACGAGGAGCCCGUGGAGUCCCGGGCCCGGCGGCUGCGGCGCACGGGUUUGGAGAAGGUGCACAACCUGCGAAGGGCCCUUUCGGGCCGGAAGGGCCCCGCAGCGCCCCCGCCCACGCCCGUCAAGCCGCCUCGCGUCGGGCCUGGCCGCAGCCGAGCGGGGCCGCCGGACGCCCAGCCGGAUCCUCCUCCCGACGCCGAGGAAGAGCCCGGGGCGCCUGAGGUUGCCCAAGCUGCUCCACCCCAAACCGAGAGCGCCGAGAGCGCAGCCUGAUCAGCGCUGCCUGCGCCCAGGUGCCUAGGCCUUGCCCUAAAAUAAAUCGUUUUCAGAAGGCAACACUUUCGCCCAAAUAAGGAGCUCUCACGCCUGGCUUUUUCAGCGUGAGGAUCCGCAGCUCUCACUGAGCUUACCGCCAAUAAAAGUAAUUUCAUCUAACACAGACUCCAUGUGUGAGGGUGAGGGCAAGGAUGACAGUAGAGCGUCUCUCCCCUUCUGGCCCAGAAUCUCAGGCUCUGCUUCACUGGCACAUGGGAAUGAAUAUUCUGCUUCUGAUACACUUGCCUUAUAGGGACACUAGUCACAUUUUUGCUUUCUUUCACUUUUUUUUUUUUUUUUUUAAAGCACCCAGUACAGUGCUUUGCUGUAAGUGGUCAAUAAAUAUCAACUGGUAGUUUUUCUCUUAGUUUCUUCUUCCUGUACCACUUCUGAAAAA
Molecule: messenger RNA, 1606 nt
Organism: Octodon degus (degu)
Lineage: Eukaryota; Metazoa; Chordata; Mammalia; Rodentia; Octodontidae
Gene: Cavin3
Product: caveolae associated protein 3
Exons: 2
Coding region: 397-1167 (256 amino acids)
Cellular component (GO): cytoplasm; caveola
Molecular function (GO): protein kinase C binding
Source: RefSeq, a predicted model, not a curated record